Molecule: messenger RNA, 702 nt
Organism: Aureococcus anophagefferens
Lineage: Eukaryota; Pelagophyceae; Pelagomonadales; Pelagomonadaceae
Exons: 1
Biological process (GO): rRNA base methylation; tRNA methylation
Molecular function (GO): iron-sulfur cluster binding; catalytic activity
Source: RefSeq, a predicted model, not a curated record
UGCCGCUUCUGCGCGACGGCGCGGAUGGGGCUCGUCCGCCAGCUCACGGCGGACGAGAUCCUCGCGCAAUUCGCCAUCGCGGCGCGCGUCGCGCGGGAGUCCGACGCCAUGCCGCCGCUGACGAACAUCGUCUUCAUGGGCAUGGGCGACGCGGGCCGCAACGUCGACCACGUCAAGGCCGCGGCGACGUCGCUCGUCGACGGCGACAAGUUCCGCAUGGCGCGGUCGAAGAUCACGAUCUCGACGGUGGGCCCGUCGCCCGAGGCCUUCGCGGCGCUCGCGGACGCCGACGGCAUGCUCGCGUGGUCCAUCCACGCCGCCGACGAGGACCUCCGGAGGAAGCUCGUGCCGUCGAGCCGCCACCCGCUCCCGGAGCUCCGGCGGGGGCUCAUCGACGCGCUCGAGGCGCGGCCCGCGCGGCGGCGCACGCUCAUGCUCGCGGCGACGCUCAUCCGCGACGUCAACGACUCCGACGACGACGCCGCGAAGCUCGCCGAAUUCAUCGGGCCCAUCGUCGACGCGGCCGGCAAGUGCAACGUGGACCUCAUCCCCUGCAACCCGACGGACCACACGGACUUCGAGUCGCCCUCGACGGAACGCGUCCUCGCCUACGCGGCGAAGAUCCGCGAGCUCGAGCCCCGCGUCCACGUCGCGACGCGCCUCCAGCGCGGCGACGACGAGAGCGCCGCGUGCGGCCAGCUC